UCCUGUUACAAGUGCUUGGAAUUAUUUCGAUUGUGAUUUGAAGUUUGAUACCAGACUAUGGCAGCAGAGGGUAACACCUUUGGUCAGGUGGUGACAGUUGCACAUCCUGACCCCCCUACUGAGGCAGAGAGCGCAAGUCCCAGUGAGGCACAGGGACUGCUCGCUAACUUUUGGACAAAACAAAACAAUGAUAUGAGAACAUUAGGAGUGACUGACUAUAAGACACAAGAACUACCAUUGGCCAGGAUAAAGAAGAUCAUGAAGCUUGAUGAAGAUGUCAAAAUGAUUAGCUCUGAAGCACCUGUGAUUUUUGCUAAGGCUGCAGAGAUGUUUAUCAGUGAGCUGUCACUUAGGGCCUGGGUUCACACUGAGGACAACAAACGAAGGACAUUACAGAGAAAUGACAUUGCUAUGGCAAUCACUAAGUAUGACCAGUUUGACUUCCUGAUCGACAUUGUACCUAGAGAUGAGAUUAAACAAACGAAACGUCCAGAGGACACACAAUCAGCUAAAACAUCAAUGAUGCCUGACCAAGUCCAGUACUAUUUCCAACUAGCUCAACAACAUCAGCAAGCAUUACAGCAGCAGAAUCAGCAACAGCAACAACAACAGCAACAGCAGCAAACUCAAGUGACAGCAGCAACAACAACAACACCUACUGUCAACCAGGUGCAGCUACAAGGGAGUGAGCAGCAACAGAUUCAGGUGAUUCAGGGUACAGGUACAGGAGAACAGCCCCAGAUCCAGAUCAUCCAGGGUGGCCAGCAGGCUGGUGCAGCCCAGGUGCAACAGGUCCCUCAGGUUAUACAGCAGAUUGUUACACCCUCUGGAGAGGUACAGAGUGUACCUAUCCAACUUACCCCGGCACAGUUGCAAGCCAUCCAACUGCAGAUGAGUGGAAAACAAUCGGGACAAUCUGUAGUAAUACAGGCAUCAAAUCCUGCCCCAGAAUCUGAGCAGCAGGGUGGUCAACAACAACAGAUUUUCCAGAUGGGCAGUCAGGGCCAACAGAUUGUGUUCCAACAGGGUACCCAGGAGAACCAAUCAAAUAGCCAGACAUCAGAGGGUCAAAACACCUCAUGA
Messenger RNA from Owenia fusiformis, 1083 nucleotides. The record is from the annotation of a GenBank genome assembly. NCBI's taxonomy places the organism in Eukaryota, Metazoa, Annelida, Polychaeta, Sabellida, Oweniidae.